Molecule: messenger RNA, 3581 nt
Organism: Myxocyprinus asiaticus (Chinese sucker)
Lineage: Eukaryota; Metazoa; Chordata; Actinopteri; Cypriniformes; Catostomidae
Product: 6-phosphofructo-2-kinase/fructose-2,6-bisphosphatase 4
Exons: 14
Coding region: 527-2164 (545 amino acids)
Biological process (GO): fructose metabolic process; fructose 2,6-bisphosphate metabolic process
Cellular component (GO): cytosol
Molecular function (GO): fructose-2,6-bisphosphate 2-phosphatase activity; ATP binding; 6-phosphofructo-2-kinase activity
Source: RefSeq, a predicted model, not a curated record
UUCUGCGAUCACUUGAGAACUUCUUGUGUGCCUUCCCUCCUCAUUCAUUUGUUUUCUUCAGAGUUUGGUCUUGUCAUUGAAAAGUUUUACGGUAGAUUUUGAGGACGUUUUUGGCAGGCUAUGUGUCUAUUUUUUUGGGUAGCAUUGUGGUAUUUCAAGUGUACAUUGUAUAUAUUAUUUGCAGAGCAUGGGUGCCCUCUAACUCAAUGCAAAUUGUAUAAUAAAGACAACUUAAACGUUUUUAACAUACUCAAAGUUUUAAACACAUUUGCAUAUGAAAUGCACCGCAUGUUGUUUAUCAGUUAAAGAAACGGCGAAAGUGUAGAUGUGUUUGCAUUGUGGAUCAUUCAUUUCAUAUUCAUUAGAACCACUAGCCAUGUCAUAAGCUUGUCAGACAACGUCAUUUUAAAUCCUAAUUUUCUGUCUAAUGACAAAACCUACGUAUUUGACUUAAAAUAACCCACUGUUUUAGUCAUAGACUGCAAGUAUUAAGUCAUUAACAAGUAAUGAAUCUUUCAAAGUUGUAAUGAAAUAUAUUGUUCCUAUUUAUUUUGGUAGGGAGGGGUGCUGUUUUUUUUUACAUGCGCGAUGUUUGGCAGUAAUACGGUACAGUCGGUAUUUGAUAAUGCUCAGCCGAUAUGACAUACAGACCACCGUAAGCAGUUCAUUCCGCUCAAGCGUAAUCGCAAUUUUCAGUUCUCUAGAACCGAACCAUGAUAACACAGCCGGGAUGAGCUCUACCGAAGACAUUAUAAUGGCGAUUCCCCGAGAACUCACACAAAACCCACUGCGGAAGAUAUGGAUGCCAUGCAAGAACGGCUUGCCAGAAAAACACAUUUCUCAAAAGAGAGUUUGCAUGACCAACUGUCCCACCCUCAUUGUGACCGUGGGCUUGCCAGCUAGAGGAAAAACAUACAUCUCUAAAAAACUCACACGCUACCUCAACUGGAUUGGUGUACCAACAAAAGAAUUCAACGUGGGAGAGUAUCGGAGGGAAUGUGUGAAAACCUACAAGAGCUUUGAAUUUUUCUGCCCUGAUAAUGAGGAAGGGCUGAAGAUAAGGAAGCAGUGUGCUUUGACAGCACUCAAUGAUGUCAGGCAGUACCUCAGUGUUGAGGGUGGCCAAGUUGCUGUAUUUGAUGCCACAAACACAACCAGAGAAAGGAGGAGCACAAUCAUGAGAUUUGUUGACCAAAAUGGAUAUAAGGUGUUUUUUGUGGAGUCUUUGUGUGAAGAUCCCAAGGUUAUUGCAGAGAACAUUGUGCAGGUGAAGUUGGGCAGUCCAGACUACAUUGACUGUAACACUGAAGAAGCCAUCCAGGACUUUAUGAAGAGGAUCAACUGCUAUGAGAACAGUUACCAACCACUGGAUGAAAAUCUAGACAGAGAAUUAUCAUACAUUAAAAUAAUGGAUGUGGGCCAGCGGUAUUUGGUGAACCGUGUGCUCGACCACAUUCAAAGCAGAAUCGUUUAUUAUCUGAUGAACAUUCACAUCACACCACGCUCCAUCUACCUUUGUCGUCAUGGAGAGAGUGACCUUAACAUCAGAGGUUGCAUUGGUGGGGAUUCAGGCCUGUCAACCCGUGGGAAAGAGUUUGCUCAGUGUUUGGGCCAGUUUAUUCAGGAUCAGAAUAUAAAGGAUCUCAAGGUGUGGACCAGUCAGAUGAAGAGGACUAUUCAGACUGCUGAGGCAUUGGGUGUACCAUAUGAACAGUGGAAAGCACUCAAUGAGAUUGAUGCUGGCGUAUGUGAGGAGAUGAUGUACGAGGAAAUUCAGGAACAUUAUCCUCUGGAGUUUGCCCUAAGGGACCAGGACAAAUAUCGUUACCGUUACCCUAAAGGAGAGUCAUAUGAGGAUCUGGUCCAACGAUUGGAGCCUGUCAUUAUGGAGCUGGAGCGACAAGAGAAUGUUUUGGUUAUUUGCCAUCAGGCUGUGAUGCGCUGUUUACUUGCUUAUUUCCUGGACAAGAGUGCAGAAGAGCUGCCAUACCUGAAAUGCCCCCUACACACAGUUCUGAAGCUCACCCCUGUGGCCUAUGGCUGUAAAGUAGAGUCGAUCUAUUUAAAAGUGGAGGCAGUGAACACUCACAGAGACAAACCUGAGAAUGUGGACAUCUCCCGUCUGGCAGAAGAGGCCCUUCUCACUGUUCCAGCCCACUAUUGACCUAUGACAUCACAUCGCAUACAUCAGCAACACUCCCAUUAGGCUAUUCCAUCCUUUGUCACUCCUCUCAUUGGUUUCUGUGCGCUGAGGAACAUUGGUCAGAAUUUCAGUUAUGAGUCCUGAAGAUGAGCAACUUUAGGGCUCGUAUUUGUAUUUUCUCCUCUCUUGAUUACCAGAUAGGUAACUGGAAUCCAGUUAAUGACUAUUAACCCUAGUGUUGGGGUGUGAGUGUGUGGUUGUUCAUACAUGUUCAUUCUUUUUUUUUUUUUUUUUUACCUUUCCUUGGACAGUAUUUUACAUCUUAAAGGGUUAGUUCACCCAAAAAUGAAAAUUCUGUUCUCAUUUACUCACCCGCAUUUCGUUCGAAAUACAAAUAGCACUUACUUCCCAGACAGAUUCAGUUACCAUUCACUUUCAUUGUAUGGAGAAAAAAAAAAUAUGAAAGUGAAUGCUGACUAAGGCUGUCAGUCCCUAACAUUCUGCCUAACAUCAUCUUUAAUCUUUACACAAGAAAGAAGGUCAUACAGGUUGGGAAAGACAUGAGGGUGAGAAAAUGACAACAGAAUUUUCAUUUUUUGGGAAAACUAUCCUUUUAAUCAUUCAGAGAAAGGUUGUGGGCUAGACAGAGGGCUUUGGCUGUCAUUUACCACUAAAUGUUGCUCAUAGAAACCAUCUUGGAAUACAUUUAUUGAAUUAUAAAACGACUGCGAAUUUAUCAGUGCACUUGAACUUUACUUUGUACAGUGUUUCUGAAAUCAGCUAAAUAUUGCAGUUCAUCAAAAGCAUUUGAUUGUUGGAGGAACCAUUUAAUUUAUAAAGGCGCAAACUAAUGGCUGGUGAUUCUAUCUGAAUUGUGAUCCAUGAUGUAGAGAUUGAGACGCUGUGUGCUUUGCUGAACAAUUGAAAGUGUCCAGAAAAGUCUGUUUAGGAAGCACUAAGUGUUGCCAUGGAGCUUAAAAUAUAUUACCUCCAAUACAUUUCCUGCAAAAGCCAAAAACAAUGUUUACAUUUUUAAAGCCUUGUUACAACAGCAGGCUAAUUUAUUUUUUCUUUUUUUUUGCACAAUAGCAUAUACUUUAUUGUACUUUUGAAAUCGAUUGAUAUGUGCUUAAAGUUUAUCUUUGGUUUACUCUACAGUCUACAAUGUUUAUAGAGAUAGAGUGAAAUGUUUUCAUCUCUAUUAUGAUCAUUAUGUUCAAUAACUGGACUUUUUUUAUGUUUUUCUAUUAUUUGAAGAGCACUUCUGAGAACCAAGUGAAAAGGGCUCUGUGAAUUUGUAAUUAAUCUGUUUUGAGGGUCUUGUCAGUCUGAGUUCAGCUGACUAUGCUAAUGUUUGAAAGCUUAUUGUUCUCAAAUUAGACACACAAUGUGAUAUGUUUUGGGAGUUCGGACAUUAAAUCAUUCUAAAAGUCAACUA